UCUCAACUAUUUAUAUUUUCGACCGUUAUUUAAUAUUUUUCUCUUUGGAUCUUUGUUUUUAACUACGAUGUGAUGUGAGCUUUUGUUGAUCCUUCUCGCGCGCGGUGUUCUGGCCUUGGCUUUCAUCCCUUCUCCAUCUUGGAUGUGAUUUUAGGUACUGUCAUAUGGCUGGCUUACUUGCUAAGAAAAUUAUGAUUGUUUCCCUUCUUGAGUCUGAGGCAAUUUAAGAAAUAUCAGUGGCAUUUUGACAAAGAAAAGAAAAGAAAACGCAAAGAAAACAUGACUGAAGUAGUUAGUCAAGCUAAUAUUGAACGAAAAAGGCGUUUACCUGCAUGGAUGAGCACUGAUAAAGAUCAAAAGAAAUCUGAAAAUGAUAAUACAAAAGUUUCCGAGUCUGAAGAGAGAUCAUCAGUGCAAAUCAGUCAAUCUAAGGCUAAGUCCACAACGAGAAAGCGGGAUAGAGAAAUAUUAAGACAGGAGAGAGGUGAUCUGGUGGUGUUCGAAACUGCAAAAAAUUUUGAUUUAAAAGGGGAAAACAAGGAAUCAAAUAGCAGAAAUGAAGGGCCAAACAAUUCUUUCAGUAGUUGUGGUAAAUCUGAUUUACUGAAGAAUAGGAAGAAGAAAGGCAAGAAAAAAUUUGGUGAAUGUGAGAAAACACAAUUUGAAAGAGCUGUUCCCGGGAAACAGGACCAGAAGAGCGGCAGGUGUGAAGUUACUGAGAUAAAAGCCUCAUUGAAAGGAAGCAGUGAUGAUGAAAUAGACCUAUCAGUUGAAGAUCUUAAGAGCAUUGCUAAAGAGUAUGCCUGUGCAAAUACUGAGAGUCAACAUGUGAGGCUAGCUUUGAGAAAAACUGUCUCAGGAUUGGAUCUAUCAAGCUCACUUGACUCUAAGUUUGAUUCUGGAGCAUAUCUCACAACAGCUACUGCAUUCAACAAAACGUUAACUAAAUGUACCAGGUCCAGUUCACAAAUAAUCGGGAAUGAGGUGAAGGAUAAAGAUUCUCCUGCGGUUGAAAAUUUCAGUUGUAACAUUGCAAGAACAGGAGAUGCUGCCCAAGAUAUGUUGGAACUUUUUCUAGGUCCCUUGCUUAAAGGAGGCACAUAAACAGCAAGAUAUUGGGAUUAGUAAAACAGAGGGCAUGAUCUUUGUGGAUGAAUCUAAUGAAGCCCACAGCCAAGCAGUGUUGACAGAAAAGGCAACUGUGGAGAAAAAGAAGGGCAGUCUCAAAGAGAAGGUGGCCAUGUUUCUUCUCUGAGCAGGUGCUAGAAUUUGGAAUGUGAUAUUUGCUGCUAAUUGAGAAUUGAUGAGGUAAUCGUUCUUUCAUGUAUUGUGAAUACCAUGUAUUCUACUAUUUUUCAUCUUUAUACUAUUAGAGUUAUAUAUUUGCACAUGUAGAUCAAUUUAUUCUUAAUUUUGUUGCCAACAAGCCUUCUAUGCAUGUAUUUUGAGGAGAAAGCAGCAGUUGGGCCACAUCUGGAUUGAAUUAUAUGGUGGUAUUCUGAGGCAAUAAUAUACAUCCAAAAUGAGAUGUUUAAAGUGAAAGUUCUUGCAAUCUAAUCUACCUCUUUUGGUAUGAAAAAUUUGUCAGUUGUUUUUGAAGCAGAGUUGGAUGUUAAUGAUGUGUAACACCUCUUAUAAACUGAUUCUGGCCUUUUUCUUUUAUAAUAAUAAUAAACCAAAAUUUUAUGCAAGUAACAACUUUUUUAACAUGCUUUGUUUUAUUUUUUUUUCAAAUUGGGAAUUGUUCUUUUAGUAGUCCUACUCAAAGAUUCGUAGCUGUCAUUUAAUUUGAAUUUCAAAUUCAAGUACUGAGUUAAUGGUUUAUUGGAUUGUUGAUUAGCUUGAUAAGAUUGAACAGAUUUUUUAUCAGUUUACAUAUGUUACAUUGAAGACCAUUGGAUCUAAUAUUAACACUAAGAAGAGGAGAGGAAUAGUGUAUUUUAUUUUAUUUCUUGGUGUAUUAACAAUUUUCAGUGGGUUUCAGAGUGAGAACUAAUAAAUUUAUAGUGAUAUACAGCAACAUAAACUUGUUUGGACAUGUGCAUUAUAGGCAUGUUAGUACAUCUUCUUAGAGAAGGGGUAAUUCAUGUUCUGUCAGCCAAAAGGAUAAAAGGAAAGACAAAAGAAGUAAAUAGAUGGAAGGGUUAAGAAAUGGUGAGUGCAGAGAUGUAGAAGAGGAGACUGUGUUUCUAGAAAAGUGUGGAGAAAGACAUUUUGUGUGAUCGAACUUAAAUGGUUUAAGAUUAAAGCUUAUUAUUGUUGUAUAUUGAAUUACUUAUAGUGAGCGCACAAAUUUGCAAAUUCUUACAACGUCAAAAUAUUGACUCUUUUAAGCAUGAUUAUGAUGUCAAGUCUUUAGUAAAUAAUUUGUUAAUGUUCAUUAUUUAUCUUGAAAAUUGAAAUUUCUCCAUGCUUCCUGGUCCAUUUUGAGGCAGCAACAAGAUUGUUGGAUUGGUCAUUGACAUAUCAUGUAAUUCAUCAAUAUGUAAAUAUGUGUAAAACUAAGAGUUUCAUCUUUUUCUGCUGAUUCUUAUUGGUGUUAAUGCGGGGCCAUUUCUUUUUGUAUUUGCUGGUUGUUGUACUGGAGAAAUCUUGACAGACCUACUUUGUGUCCAUUCCUCUUUACAUCCUCUUGUACCUGCUGCCUGAACUCCCCGAAGGUGAAACUCUUGUAAGGGGAGGACUUCUUGCAGCUUCCUAUGGUGGACUCAUAUGAUGGGCAUAGAAAGUAGGCAACGGAGUACCUGUCCACCUUUCUGUUGACCAUCACCUUGUGCUCCACACUCUUGUAAAUGUCAUUGCUCCAUGCCUGUACAAUGAACCACUCAUCAGGUCGCCAAUGUUCACAAUUAGAGCAUGUGGAUUUGGUUUGACAGCGACCCAUUUGGAGUCCUUCAUCAGCUGCAGUCCUCCUACCUGAUCCUGGUAUAGGAUAGUUAGGAAGUCGCUGUCAGUGUGAGGUGU
Messenger RNA from Dioscorea cayenensis subsp. rotundata (Guinea yam), 2964 nucleotides. RefSeq lists its product as uncharacterized. The record is from RefSeq and is a predicted model, not a curated record. The transcript has 4 exons. Lineage: Eukaryota; Viridiplantae; Streptophyta; Magnoliopsida; Dioscoreales; Dioscoreaceae. Bases 280 to 1104 code for a protein of 274 amino acids.